GCAGCUUCACAAUGUUUGACCUGAUAACAAAAACAUUUGAUCGACAAAAGGGGCUAGGGACACCAGAGGUGCAAACCUGCAAAGUUUAACACAAAACUAAGUUGCUUGGCAAUUACGUAUUUGAUUGUUGACUUUCCCAUCAUCAGUUUCCAGUAGGGUGUUGUUGCACUCACCUGUCCCAACAGCAGCGUCACUCAACCAAUGACAUUUUCUGUCCUCAUCAACUUGAAAGCUUAGACGGCGAUUUUGCCCUUUUGCUUUACUAUGCUCGAUGUACAGCAGCGUCUAGAAAUAUAGGAAUAACAGACCAUACCAGCACACACAUGGAGUGACUUUGUUACAAUAAUGACAGUACAUGUAGAAUUGGUUGCUUCCAAGCUGGAGCUGUAGGCAGCAACACACCGCGCUGGUGUUUUCCCAUCCAGGGGUUGUCUGCUCCGCUCUGUGACUUUUGACCUCUUCUCUCCUCCAGGCUCCCGGCUUGUUUGAACAGGCCGUUCCUGCUUGGCACAAAAGGCCUGACGAUGGCCGCUGCAGUUUAUUUAGUUUAUUUAGCUCUGUCUGAAGACUGCACAUGGUUUUCUUUUUUUUUUAUUCCAGUGGUCAGAGCUGGCUUAUUGGGGUCAAAUGGCUGUUAAGAUGAUCUGACACAUCCUGCUCUUCCUCGAGGACAUUAUAGGACUAUAACACCCAUAUGAAAACGACCAUAUUAGACACUCGACAUGCAUGCACGUAAAAAAAACAAACAGUGGAAGGACAACUGUAGAAUCCAUGCUCAUGGUUGAAGCGUUGCUCUGUUGUGGAGGAGACUUUGAACGCACCAGUAAAUAUGUGACGUGUGGGUGGAGCUGCAGGUUCAGAACUGCUCUUCCAGCUCUCAACCCCCCCACCAACGAACCGCCAGCAGGAAACGCAUCCGAAAGCUUCUGAUGUUUGCUAUUUUAAAACAACAGAUUCCUAACGAUGCAUGCAUCUACCUACAGCCCUUCGGACCUUGGUUUGAUGUUUCAGUUUUUGAAAUAGCAGCCACAAGGGUCGAAAAACGACCACUUCGGUGGAAAGAGAGACCGACGACACACUGCUCUCUUUAAAAAAAAAAACUUACCCUAAAGUUCUCUUUAUGGCGUGUUCAAAAUGACUCAUUUGAACUUGGGGAACGAAAGCAACUAUGGGAUUUAUUUUGCUGAAGAUCUUAAUGGAUCUGUUCCGGACCAAUUAUUUCCAAACGACAGCAUCGCGACGUGCCCGAACUUCACUGUGGACUCGCAGGUCGUCGGGGUCGGAAUAUUUCUCUUCGUUUUUAUUUCCGUGGCAAUUCUUGGCAACAUUUUGGUCAUCCUGUCUGUCGUGUGCAAUAAACAUCUGCAGACUGUCACAAACUUCUUCAUCGUCAACUUAGCCAUGGCCGACCUGCUGUUGAGCAUCAUUGUGCUGCCCUUCUCUGCGUCUCUGGAAGUUCUGGGAUGCUGGGUGUUCGGCCGGGUUUUCUGUAACAUCUGGGCAGCGGUGGACGUGCUCUGCUGCACCGCAUCCAUCCUCAGCCUCUGCGUCAUUUCCAUCGACCGGUACAUAGGUGUCAAACACUGUCUGAAAUACCCGACUAUCAUGACGGAGAAGAAGGCCAUCGCUAUUUUGGGGCUGGUCUGGGUGUCGUCCGCGGUGAUCUCCGUCGGACCGCUCCUGGGAUGGAAGGAACCGCCGCCGGUGGACGACAGAAUCUGCAGCAUCACGGAGGAGCCCGGCUACGCGCUCUUCUCCUCUCUCUUCUCCUUCUACCUCCCGCUCAUGGUCAUUCUCAUCAUGUACUUUCGGGUGUACGUGGUGGCCCGCAGGACCACCAAGAGCCUGGAAGCGGGCGUCAAGCGAGAGAGAAACAAGUCGGUGGAGGUGGUGCUGCGGAUCCACUGUCGCAGCAGCGUGCUGGAGGACGCGCGCCGCUCCAGCUCGAAGAGCAACAAGAACCAUCCGUUCCGAAGUUCGCUGUCGGUGCGGCUGCUGAAGUUCUCCAGGGAGAAAAAGGCUGCUAAAACCCUCGCCAUCGUCGUGGGGAUGUUCACCUUGUGCUGGCUGCCGUUUUUCUUCGUUCUCCCCAUGGGUGCCCUUUUUCCAGCAUUGAAGCCAUCAGAAACUCUGUUUAAGGUAGUCUUCUGGCUGGGCUACUUCAACAGCUGCAUCAACCCUAUGAUCUACCCCUGCUCCAGCAAAGAGUUCCAGCGUGCCUUCACUCGACUGCUCAGGUGCCAGUGUCGGCAGAGACAGAAGGUCCUGCAUCGCUUCUAUGACCACAGGUGGCGGGCGGCCGUCAAGGGAAAGACAAGGGAUCAGAGGGGAGACUGUAAGCCUGGCCAUUUAGCGCACAAAACCUGUGGCGAGUCUCCGUUUCGCAAGGGAAAAGGGCCCUCGCUGGGUUUCAAGAGAUGGAGUCUGUUUCCACCUCUGCAAAAAUCUUCUUUUCAGCUGAAAGAGAAAGUGAACAAUCUGUCAAAUAAAAUCAAGGGGGGGCCAGGAAAAGGAACCAAACCUCCGGUGGGUCGGAUGGAUAUAGUAGACACAGUCUCUUUGGGGAUUUACAACUCUUGUGAGCAGAGCAGUUAUCAGUUGUAUGAUCUGGCAGACUGCUAUGGUCUUAAAGAGACUGACAUUUAGAGUAAAUAGUUCUUUCAUUUUAAGAAAGCCACAUUGCACCGACAUAGGGAAUCCUUUUCUUUUCACAAAACAUCUGCAAAUCCAAGCUUGAUUAAAGCUGCAGACUGAAAAAACAAUAGCUUGAUCCCACCACAAACAGGACUGAACCUGUAUGUCAAUCCAUCGCUGACAUGUUUAUAGAGAUUGACAUUCUUGCCAUUUAAGUCGAAACAGUGGUAGCCAACUUCUGUAAUUGCUCUCUUGGAAGCAUUGUGCAUCAUCAUUACCCGACCUAGUUGACAUGCGUAUGCCCUUUUUGCAAGACCUUUGACAUUAGCCUUAUUAUUACCUCAUUUUUAAAUGACACAAUUUUUUGGAGAGGCAAUAACAUACAACUGUAAGGAUUGAAGCAAGAUUUAGUAACAAAUGUUUUUGCCUGUCUGCAUUUAAUUCAAUGUGUGAAAUUGAACUAUAUUUCAUCCACUUAUGGGGUUUUGACAAAGCAUUAUAAAGGUAGGAGUCUGCCUGUGAAGUAGGAUGCUGCACAGUAUUUAUUGUAACUGUUGGAUUAACACAUUCAGUUUGCAUUGAUAUAUUGUGUUAUCUUAUUAGAUCAAAAAAUAACAUGUGUUCAGUAGCCUACUUAACUGUACUUUGUCUGCAAAGUUAUUGCUAAUGUGAGAUAAACAAGAUUUUGUUAGAGAUACUUUCUGAUGUAUGUUUGUUAAUGUAAGAUAUAAAUGAGAAAUUAAAAAAAGUAAAACAAGUUGA
Molecule: messenger RNA, 3396 nt
Organism: Gasterosteus aculeatus aculeatus (three-spined stickleback)
Lineage: Eukaryota; Metazoa; Chordata; Actinopteri; Perciformes; Gasterosteidae
Gene: adra1d
Product: adrenoceptor alpha 1D
Biological process (GO): phospholipase C-activating G protein-coupled receptor signaling pathway; cell-cell signaling; positive regulation of MAPK cascade
Cellular component (GO): plasma membrane
Molecular function (GO): alpha1-adrenergic receptor activity
Source: RefSeq, a predicted model, not a curated record